Molecule: messenger RNA, 1962 nt
Organism: Ceutorhynchus assimilis (cabbage seed weevil)
Lineage: Eukaryota; Metazoa; Arthropoda; Insecta; Coleoptera; Curculionidae
Source: the annotation of a GenBank genome assembly
AUGUUUGAAUUGUUUUGAUCUCAUAAACAUAAACAAAAACAAACAAAUAAUACAAUAAUUAAUAAUUUUGUAAAAUGAAUAGAGAUAAUUACGAAAUUUCCGAAACUCUCAAGCUAGCAAAAUUAUACAUUGAAAACUUGAAUAGCCUAAAAACCGAAAUACAUUGCGUAGAAAAGCAAAUCGCGACCACUUACAGUGAAACUGAGCAAAAUAUCAAAGAAACUUUUUCUAACCUCAAAGAAGUUUUAAGGAAAACUUUGGAAAGAAGAGAAAAGAAAUUGUUGGAGAAAGCCGAAAAAGUAAAAAAUGAAGGUGUUCUACCUCUAAAACAAUGUGAACAAGUCAUAGAAAAAAACAUACAACACACGCUCAAACUGAUCGAUGAAGGUUCCCAAAUCACUGACAAAGAUCAAAGUAGAAUAAUAAAUUUCCUGGAAAAAGCAGGUAUUUUGGGCAAUUUACCAGAAGUGCCUGAGUCGAAAGAAGUGCCUUAUAUUUCUUUUUACCAUGAACCAACUGUAGGAAAUGAAUUAGAGAAUUUAUGUUUGAAUUUUGGAGAAGUGUUUAGAACUGCACCAAUACAGAUUAAUACUGUCUCACCUAAACCUGGUGCUUUAUUGAUUCAAUGGCAACAAUCCUAUGAAAAUAACGAUGACCGUGUUAAAGAUAUACAAGAGUUUAAACUUCAAAGAGCCUUUGGUGAUGUUAUCAAAGAGAAAAAAUUAGCAGUCAAUUUCAUUGAUUGUUACACAGGUACUGAUUUCCAAUAUCUUCAAAGAGACAUACAAAUAUCUCAAACUUAUUCAUUUAGAGUUUGUUGUAAAUUCGAUGGUACCACUGAAUGGAGCCCUUGGUCUGUACCUCAAGUGGGUGCAACGGAUACUCCGUGGUUUUCUUGGAUGUCUACUGAUAAAGUAAUCUUAUCUAAUGAAAAUAAAAUUGUAACUUCUAAAGAGGUUGGAGUUUUGGUUUUUUCUGAUGGUCCUCAAGUUUCUUUGACAGAUUCUGUAGAGUUUAGUAUAAUAGAAGUUGAUCCUAAAUCUGAAAUGAUGGUUGCUUUAUGCAUAGAAGAUCCCAAGGGGCAUAAAAAUCUUAAAGAUAUGUCUGAAAUAUUUAUGGUCAGUAGUAAUGGUAGAAUUUCAGUUGCUGGAGUGGAAAAAUCUACUGUUUUAGCCAGUUUUAGUAGAGGAUUAAAGGUUGGUUUUUCAUUAGAACCAAUCAACCCAGUUAAAGUAAGAGUCCAUGUGGACUGCAAAGAAAAACGUGUGACUUAUGAUUGGUCGAUAAAAGAAAACUCAAAGUUGUAUUUUGCUUGCCAAAUGAUGUCGUCAAUGUGGAAAGUUAUGGUUGAAUAAUUUGUUGAUUGGGAAAUAUUGGAUUAUGUGCCAAAUUUAUGAUGACAGCUUCAAGCCUGUUGGUGAUUUAUUUUAGGUAAAUAUGUAUAUCUUGACUUUAUUAUCUUAUUGUUUAUCGAUCUAAAUAUGUUUUUUUCUUGAGAAUUUUUGAUAUACAUUAUAUACUUGGGACUAAAACUAUAUUUUUUGAUAAUAGGUAUCUUUUAACUAAGAAAUCAAUUUUUUACUUAGCAAGAUAAGUGUGCAAUGAUAAAUGUGUAUUUUCUUGCAAACUGCAACUAUCUAUCCUCACUUAAGUUUAAGAAAAGUUAGUUAUAUUUUUUGGUUUGUGAAUGGAUGUAUAAGUAUUGUUUGUAUACUAGGUACUAAGAUGGUUAUGAAAAAAUUUAAUUGUUUGAUAAUUUUGGUUUGAGAUUAAUAUUGGGAAGUUCUUUCUCACAAGACAAGAAUAUAAAUGAAUCUAACAGAAAAAAAGUCCAUCGUUUUUCUUUGUGUAACAAACAGGUGUGUACCCUGCAACAUUCUUAUCCUGAAAAGGAUUGUUGUGGAACCACAAGGGUUAUUUUUCUCUUUGCCCUAAAAAUAUUUAGGUUCAAUCUCCUACAAG